UUCUUUGACGUGGACAUGGUUGCUAUGACAACAAUUUUGUUUGAUUAUUAGGAACAAUUUUUCCGAGCAAGCGGUUGUAUUUUUGCUUAUUUUGUUAAUUUUCUGCUAUUUUUAUGAUGAGCGAUCACCAAAGGGAACAGAACGAGAAGUCAACAGCUGGAUUUUGUUCAGCGACGUGCGUGAACAAGGAGUGCCUUCAGAGAGAGAUCCAGAAACCUGAGCCUAAAACGUCGGACUUCUUUGCUACUUGCAACUUGCCAAAGAGAUUUGAACAUCCCCACUGGUUCAAUGGUUACGGCAGUCAAGUGAGUAAGCAGCAUCCAUUCUAUCGGACCAGCGCCAGCGAAUACGGGUGGUAUGCACCAGGCAUCCACUCCGUGCCGUCAGUGUUCUACCCCGCGGGCCAGACUUUCACGAACCUUCUCUCGGCGGCCGGAAUGUACCGCAACUACAGCCUUAACACCGGCAUGGACCCUCCAAGCUACACUUAACUUUUGAUAUUUAUUAUACUUAGGUACUUCUUUAUUUUGUGUUAGAUAGCAGAGGGAAAAGGAUUUCUGGUUUUUUAAGCAAAAUUGAAAGGUCUCUGCUUUACCUAUAUAGAAAUGUAUUCCUUAAAACAAUUCUUGAUGUUACUUUGUUUGUUGAAUUUACGCUCUACUUUAUAUAAAUUAUAUUUUUCUUCUAAAACUAAAAUGAAAUAUUUUGAGAAAUCGUUGGUGUAUGAUUGGUGUUCGUUUCUAUAAUAGUGGUUCUCGCCACCUAUCUUAGAAUAACAUUGUAACUGCUUUAUUUUUAUUACUUUUUUGUAAGGGAAAUUAUUUUAAUAAAUUAAUAUUUAUACUGUCAAUGUAUGCUACUACGAAACUUGAACAGCACAAAUAUUGUGAAGAA
This is a messenger RNA of Cydia pomonella (codling moth), 894 nucleotides long. RefSeq names its product piercer of microtubule wall 1 protein-like. The record is from RefSeq and is a predicted model, not a curated record. Lineage: Eukaryota; Metazoa; Arthropoda; Insecta; Lepidoptera; Tortricidae. Gene Ontology annotation, biological process: axoneme assembly. The transcript is spliced from 3 exons. Gene Ontology annotation, cellular component: axonemal microtubule. Bases 114 to 491 code for a protein of 125 amino acids.